GACGACGACGACGACGAUGAUGAAGACGGUGAUGAAGAAGAAGAAGAAGAAGAAGAAGAAGAAGAAGAGGAACAAGAUAAUAAUGGUGACGGUAUCAAUUUCGCAAGGGGGAUGACGUCGUCCGAAGAAGUUGUGAUUAUUGACGGUGGGGUUCCUGAGAAUGGCGAUGAUGCCACGGCGGAGGGUGGGCGUGAAAGAGGCAGCAAGAAGGGAAGGUUCAGUAGUGAUGGUACAGGGGGUGGAACGGCGUCGUUGAAGGGCGAGGACGGCGGAGAAUUCGGAGAGUUCAGUGGAGGUGAAGUGGAUGGACUAUAUUGCCCUAUCUGCUUUGAGGCUUGGUCCUCUGGCGGUGAUCACCAUAUGUGUUGUUUGCCUUGUGGGCACAUAUAUGGUUUGUCUUGUAUCCGGAAAUGGUUGGCUCGUCGAGGCUCAAGCAAGUGUCCACAAUGUAAAAAGAACUGUCGGAUGAAAGACAUUCGGCUACUUUAUGCUUCACGAAUUGUUGCCAUCGAUGGAGAGCUUCAGAAGACAGUACAAUCACUUGAAGCUAAAUGCGCAUCUCUUGAAAAACAGGGCGCUGAAUGGUCUAGUAAGGAAUUGAAAUGGAAGAAAAAAGAAAGUGAUUUGCACAAGCAAGUUCAAUAUCUCGAAGCGAGGAUCCGAGUCUUGAAGGUUCUUCUAGAAAAUGAGGAACGCAGGGCUUCAGCUUCAAGAUCAUCUGCAUCUGGAUCUGAUGCUAGAUGUUCGAAUAAGUUCACAUUGCAGAAGGACUUUCUGAUAGAAGGGGCCCGAUUCUUUGACGUUGAUUCUUCCAGUGAGAGCUAUAUAUUUGCUCGAAGGCUUCUAAGGAUGGGGGGAAUGCAUGUGCUGACCAAAGUAAGCGCAGAGAGCAACAACAUUGUCCUUACUUACAAUUUGCCGGCUGCUGCAUGGUCAUGUGCAUGGGAUGUUUCAGAUUCUCACUAUGUAUACACUGGCUUGCAGAAUGGCACGGUUUCGCAGUUUGACAUGCGUCACACCGCGAGACAUGUGGAAUCCUUGAAUGGACUGACGAGCAACCCAGUUCAUUCUUUAUAUUCUCUUUCACCCUCUUCAUCUCGAAGUUUUUUUACCGGAAAUGUUCAAGCCAGAAAUGUUCUAACUGCGCCGUACGUAAUUCCUGAAUCAGACAAGCAAGGAGUUUGUAUUUCUCUAGCUUACUGUAAAACUAGCAGCGACAUUGUUGCUUCCUAUCGUCCUAAAAUCGAGACACCUGACGGCCUCACUAUUUCUCAACCGACACUAACUGCAGCAGGGCAAGGGACACAGGGAAGCCAUAUCUAUUAUGGAAAAUUUUUAUCUGAGUACAAAAAAUUAGGAGCGACUUGUGCUAACGUAAGUGAUAUUAGACUCCCGAAAUCUGCCAUUAUUGAUGGGGUGCACAAUAAUAACCGUGCGUUUGCAUCGGGGGAUGACUCGACUGGUGAACUCGUGCUGCAUGAAUUGCCUUCUUUAAUGGCUUUUGGUCGGCUUAAACCUCGGAAUAAUCAUAUCCGUGAUGUCAAGUACGUGCGUUGUUCGGACUCGGGAGUAAUGAGCUGUUUGAGUGAGGAUACUCUGCAGCUGUACACAGCAAAGCUAUUGUGAUUUGUGAACAUGACAAUUAACUGUAUUUUUGGUGAUGUUAAUUAUUUCUGAUAGGAGUUCAUGUUUUUCUUCGGUUUUUUGUUAAAUAGUUGUAAAGGUUUUUGUGGUGAUUUUUUGUAAUUUGUAGUGGUGUUGAAAUGAUAUUGUUUUGGUCUUUGUAUUAGGGCAGUCUAACUGUUAGACAGGAUGACUUAUGUAUUUUUCUUAAAAAUAAAUAUGCAAGCUUAUGUUAUAAAUUAGUAUAUUUUUAUUAAA
Molecule: messenger RNA, 1881 nt
Organism: Striga asiatica
Lineage: Eukaryota; Viridiplantae; Streptophyta; Magnoliopsida; Lamiales; Orobanchaceae
Source: the annotation of a GenBank genome assembly